AUGUUGCCAGAAAUAAACAACAAGACGUCACGACCGGAGGCUUUCCCUCACCCCCACAGACUCCCAGCAGAGGGAAACCGGCUCGGAACAAACCGUUCCUGCUCACAGAAGUUUGGCCCGGGUGUAGGGACGCUGCCCCAGCUCGAGCCACCAGUGGUCCAGGUGGUGGUCAGCAAUGCCAAAAACCAGCACCAGCAGUCGGACAACAUCCUGCCCCAAAUCGCCAACAAGGGGGGUCAGAACAACUUCCAGACGCACAAGGACGAGAGGCCGAAGCCCGCCCAGCAGUUCAGCAUGCGGUUCGGUGGAGUGACGGAUAAAGUGUCCGUCCCUCGCAACAGCAAGAUGUCCAGCAACAAGCAGGAGAAGGAGAAGGCAUAUGAGGGACAGAGACUACCCAUGUCACCCAUAGAGGCGCUGAAGAACUUCCAGGAGCGGCUGACGGCGUUUGAGCAGGAGGAAAUCGCAGACUACAGCGAGCUCUGGUUCCUGGGUCUGGCCUCUCAGAAGAUCGUGGGCUCCCAAGGAGCGCCGCAAAACUCCGGAUAUGAUGACGAGCACGGAAGCUACAUCAGGGUGCUGCACGACCACAUCGCCUACAGGUUUGAGGUUCUUGAGGUGAUCGGGAAAGGCUCCUUCGGGCAGGUCCUGAAAUGUCUUGACCACAAAACCAAUGAACUCGUAGCCAUCAAGAUGAUUCGCAACAAGAAAAGGUUUCACCACCAGGCUCUGGUGGAGCUGAAGAUCCUGGAUGUGAUCAAGCGGAAAGACAAGGACAACCUCCACAACGUCAUCCACAUGAAGGAGUACUUCUACUUCCGAAACCACCUCUGCAUCUCCUUUGAGCUCCUCGGGGUGAACUUGUAUGAGCUCAUCAAAAAAAACAACUUCCAGGGUUUCAGUCUUGCCCUCAUCCGGCGCUUUGCCCACGCGCUGCUCAGGUGCCUGCAGAUGCUGCACAGGGAGAAGAUUAUCCACUGUGACCUCAAACCGGAGAACAUUCUUCUUUCUCAGAGAGGACCAGGGAACAUCAAGGUCGUGGACUUUGGCUCGAGCUGUUAUGAGCAACAGAGAGUCUACACCUACAUCCAGAGCCGCUUCUACCGCUCCCCAGAGGUGAUCCUGGGUCAGCCGUACAGCAUGGCCAUCGACAUGUGGAGUCUGGGCUGCAUCCUCGCGGAGCUCUACACAGGCUAUCCUCUCUUUCCUGGAGAGAGCGAAGUGGAGCAGAUAGCUUGCAUAAUGGAGGUUCUCGGGAUGCCUCCAAAUGAUUUUGUUCAGUCGGCGUCGAGGAGGAGGUUGUUCUUCGAUUCCAAAGGAAACCCGAGGAACAUCACCAACAGCAAGGGGAAGAAGCGGAGGCCGAACUCCAAGGAGCUGUCGGCUGCUUUGAAAACCAAUGAUGCUCUGUUCCUGGACUUCAUCAAACGCUGCCUCACUUGGGAUCCGACCAAGCGACUGAGUCCUGACGAGGGUUUGCAGCACGAGUGGAUCCUGGAGGGGAACUUCAACAGAGUGCGGCCAAGAACCAGGCCGGUGGUGAAGAAGACCUCAGACAGUUCCACCAGCACAGACAGACAGACUAACAGCAGGCCUGGGGAGAAGGUCAGCUCAGAGAGGAGCACUGACGACCAGCUGAACAGAGACAGCUCGGAAACAGGAACCAACACGGCAGCUUCCGAGCGGCUGCGGCCCAUCGGGGCCUCGGCGGAGGAGGAGGAGGUGUGCGAGGGCGACGGGAAACUCUCCACGGACGCCAAACAGCAAGGAGGUGGUGAAAGGCCCGUUCACAUCUUCAUCAAACCGCAGGAGGAAGUGGGCACCGAGAGGAAAGACAGCCAGGAGCCAUCUCAGUGUUUGCCACCUAUCAUGUAACAGUCUGAGGGGAAAUGUGCUGCGUUCAUGACGAGUGGGGAACUGGGGACAUUCGCAGUUCUCCCACUUCCCACCUGAGUGAGGCAGUGGUGGUGAACGGACAGCUGAGAGCCUGUUUGACUCUGCACACGCAGAGAAUGUUAAAGAUCCUCCAUGUUGCUGCUGCGUCUACAUGAGGUCGAAAAGCAAAGCGUGAGAGAAGUGAGACUUCCUGAGUUUCAGGUAGAAAAAGCUGCUCGAACCCAAGUUUCCCACCAGUUCCCACCGGCCAUGAACUAAACCCUGACGUGUGGUGGCAGAGAUCUCCUUUUUAUUGCCGUCUUAGUGGAU
Molecule: messenger RNA, 2205 nt
Organism: Pleuronectes platessa (European plaice)
Lineage: Eukaryota; Metazoa; Chordata; Actinopteri; Pleuronectiformes; Pleuronectidae
Gene: dyrk4
Product: dual-specificity tyrosine-(Y)-phosphorylation regulated kinase 4
Exons: 14
Coding region: 1-1875 (624 amino acids)
Biological process (GO): peptidyl-threonine phosphorylation; peptidyl-serine phosphorylation
Cellular component (GO): nucleus
Molecular function (GO): protein serine/threonine kinase activity; ATP binding; protein serine/threonine/tyrosine kinase activity
Source: RefSeq, a predicted model, not a curated record